Arachis ipaensis is the source of this 1956-nucleotide messenger RNA. The record is from RefSeq and is a predicted model, not a curated record. Lineage: Eukaryota; Viridiplantae; Streptophyta; Magnoliopsida; Fabales; Fabaceae.
GGCAACUUGCAUGGGCUAGUUAGACUAACUAACAUUGGGCCUUACCCAAUACAAAUCCCUUUCGCCGCAAAUUCACAACACAAGCCACAUCACCAUCGAAACUAAACCUGAACGAAGCAUUAGCUUAGGCAUCGAUAGCAAUGGAAGACAGUUUCAGAGUCCGCGUUGACAAAGCCUUCGGUUCUCUUCCUCUUUCUUCAACCUCCCCUUCUUCUAUCUCCUCUCUCUGGUCCCUCACCGACGACGAAAUCAACUCCAGACCAUCCAACCAAUCCGAACCUAAACCCGACCCUAAACCCUCCGCAUGGUCCACCGCCACAACCUCCUCCUCUUUUUCUUCCAGCUUCCGGCUUCAGCUAGAGAAUGACUUCGAUGAUCUCAACGACGAAGACAACGAUAACGAAGAUGGUGACGCGGGGUUUCGUCGUACUCAGCUCAAACCCGACGAUUACGACGAUGAACAGUGGCAAAUUAGGUCUGGUAUUGGCCUCGAUUGCACCCUUGAUCACGAGGAAGAGGAAGAUAAAUAUGAUAAACAAGCAAUUGGGAAAGAGAACCAAGGGGAUCGAGUUUAUAUGAAGGAUAUAGCUGAUGAUGGUGUUGAGAUUGCGCUGAAGCUUCUUCUUGACGUUGUUGAUGCUCCAUUAGCAGCCAAUAUUGAUGCAGUUAGAGCUCCUCACCACCAACAUACACAAAGAAAUAUGAGGCUGAAGCAGGAUGAUGAAGCAGCUAAAAAAAUUGAUGCUUUGCACGUCUCUGAUAAAUCAGCACCCGAGGCUGGCACCGGCGGUGGCGACGGUGGUGGCAAUAGUAUGAAUCUCAAGCCCAUUUUGAAGAGUAAGGAUAAGCCUCCAGAACAGAAGUCCCAGAAACGUGUUCGGUUUGAUCCUGAUUGCGAUGUUAGAGAUGAUGAGGACGAUGAAUAUCACGGAACGAGGGAUGUUCGAAUGAAGACUUCUUCGAUUGAAGAAGAAGCAGUUUUCGAGCAGCCAUCAAAGGCACAAGAAUUUGCUUCAGCUGUUCCAGAUUACAUUCGAAAUCCAUCGAGAUACACGCGAUAUACUUUCGAUGAUUCCAACGAUGACAUUGAUGAUAGAUCGAAUAAGGCAGCCUAUAUGAGUUUCCUUUCGCAGUUAAAGGCAUCAAAUGCUGCUGCUGGAACCGGAUCACAGGCAGAGGAUGCCGAGGAUGAUCUUCCAUCGGUUACAUUCAUAUCAAGGAAGAAAUCCGGUGAUGUUGCAAUGGUAGAGCAUGAGAAUGUUUCAAAGCAAAAAGGGGAUGUUGGGAAGGAGAAUAGAAGAGCUUUCAGUGUUAGUAUAGCAGCUGGUGAGAAUGAAAAUACUGAUGUUUGUGCAAUGGAGGAGGAUAUGCCAGGAGAAGCCAUUGAAGAUGUUAAGAAGAAGGUUGAACCGCAAGUACAGGAAGAAAACACAAGACGAGCUGGAUGAGCCUGAUGUCUAAGUUAGCUAACUGCCUAAGGUGUGUUUCUUUGAGACACUGCCAACUUUGCCAGGAUCAGCAUUUUAGAAUCGGUUGUUUUAUCUUUCUUGUUGCCUGUUGCGGUUACUUGUUUGUUUUAUAAAUUUGUGCAACAAUCUUGCGUCUAGAUUCUGGUCUAGCCAACUUAUGUAGUGUCAUACUAUCUUAUUGGUUGACAUGGUGUUAACUAAAUUAAAUCGUGCGGCCAUGUUAUAAAUCCUGAUGUUCGAAUAUUGGCUAGACUAUGUUUUGGGAGGGGUUUGGUUAGGACAUCUGUUAAGGAAGCGUGGCUGCAGCAACAAGAACAACAAAGACUUAUCAACAUAGAUCAAGUGACAUCAUCGGCGCUGUUGUGUAGCGGAAAUUUAGCAAGAGGAUUUUCUUGCAAGAGUAGGAAAUUAAAGGAAAAAACAAAAUCCCCUCAAUAAAGCAUAGCUUUUGGCUCUCGAUACGUAUGCGGGAGAAAUUCUUUAAAAA